UGCUGCGUCCACCAUCCAAAAUCCAAAGUCCAGAAAAAGUGGGAACAGAAAGAAACUGUAUUAAUUUACAGGGCCUUCCCUCCCCUUCUUAACCACUCUCUCUGUUCUUUUUACACAUUCGGUUCCAGGAAGUUAUAGGCCAAAUCUUUCUCCCCUAGUACCGUAAAGGAUCGUCGUCCAUCACUGUCUCUUCUUUCCAUCAGAAUCUGAAGCACAUGCAAAUGAAUUUAUAUUUUUUAAGCAUUUUCUGCUUCUUAGCAUCACUCUCCCAUUCAAAUGGAAUUCAACUUAUAAUAGUGAACAACUGCAAAGAGAGCGUGUGGCCUGGGAUUCUUGGCACUGCAGGCCAUCAGACCCCGAACGAUGGCGGAUUCCAUCUGUCUACCGGCGAACAGAUAGUGAUAGAAGUGCCCGAGAAGUGGUCCGGCAGAAUAUGGGGCAGGCAAGGCUGCUGUUUUGAUGAACACGGUAAAGGUUCAUGCCAAACGGGAGACUGCACGGGCCUCCUUGAGUGCAUGGGCACCGGGGGGCUGCCCCCAGCAACAGUAGUAGAAAUGACGCUAGGAACUGCACAGAAUCAGUUGCACUACUAUGAUGUGAGUUUGGUUGAUGGUUUCAACCUCCCCGUCUCGAUGAUUCCGGUUGGUGGCGGCGUUGGCUGUGGAGUGGCGGCCUGUGAGGCAAAUGUGAAUGUGUGCUGUCCUGCGGCCUUGGAGGUGAGAAGACGAGGGAAAGUGGUGGGAUGCAAGAGCGCCUGUCUGGCCACAAAGGCACCUAGAUAUUGCUGUACCGGGGAAUAUGGUAGCCGGGGAAGUUGUAAACCAACAGUUUUCUCCAAUCUGUUCAAGGCCAUCUGCCCCAGGGCAUAUAGCUAUGCACAAGAUGAAUCAGCUGGGCUUAAGAGAUGCAGAGCGCCACGGUGAGGUUCAAGCCCUUACUUACAACUCAAGAAAGGACUUAAAUCCCUCCCUGGUAGCGACUGAGCCAUUGGUCCAUGGUUCCCUCUGCGCCUACCUGCUGCAACUGAACUUGAUUUUCCGUGAUGCGGCUAAGAUUAUAAAUCAAAUUCUACAUUUGUGAGGUCUGCGCCAAUUCUCUCGGUGGAUAACUGAGAAAAAACCUCACCGUAUCCUCCAUUUUUCCCUUCAAUUUUUUGGAGUCUCAACACAUGAAACAACUCUUUUCUGCGUA
Messenger RNA from Coffea arabica (coffee), 1191 nucleotides. Its product is annotated as thaumatin-like protein. The record is from RefSeq and is a predicted model, not a curated record. Lineage: Eukaryota; Viridiplantae; Streptophyta; Magnoliopsida; Gentianales; Rubiaceae.